UGACAGUAUUCAUCUUAGCGAGGCGCAGGGCGGCACAAUGUCUUUUACACUCAAGGUAAACCAGGAACCAGGAUGCAAGUCGGUAGGUGUGAACUGGCCACAGGGGUUUCCUAACGGAACAAGAAAAAGGCAAGGAAUCAUAGACAUGAAUAAUGAUCUCGAGAUACCAACCACCAUCGGUUAAGCCUUUGGGUCAUUUCGGGUUUUCUUCUUUUUUUUCUUUCUUUUUCUUUCUUUUUCUUCUUUUUUUUCUGGCUCUCACCCUUACCUUUCCCGUCUUGUCGAGCGAUUUUGCCCAAGACGCUCAAACCCCAGUAUUGCUGUCUUCUGACAGCCGGUGCUCGAUUCAUCCCAGAAUGAGAACUGAACGGAAUGCUGGAAUAUCAAACGUCGAUCAAAGAAGGCCCCUCACAUAGGUCUUGUCGACCGCUGCCCUCUCUGGGGGCGGAUGUGUGAGG
Sodiomyces alkalinus F11 is the source of this 458-nucleotide messenger RNA. RefSeq lists its product as hypothetical. Bases 153 to 416 code for a protein of 87 amino acids. NCBI's taxonomy places the organism in Eukaryota, Fungi, Ascomycota, Sordariomycetes, Glomerellales, Plectosphaerellaceae. The transcript has a single exon. The record is from RefSeq and is a predicted model, not a curated record.